CUAGAUCCCAAGAUAUUGAAAGCAUAGAUAAUCCUUCAAGAUGGUUGGCCUACCUAGAAUGUAUGUGCGCCAGCUCAGCUACUUGGGUCUUUUCACGGUUAUGUCGAUUAUCUUGAUUUUGAUCGCCAAUAAACAAAAUGUUAUAUACUUAGAUGAUUAUUUACCCGUCAAUUUUACCCCUUCCUUUUUCCAACCGGCUUCAGAUAUUUAUAUAGUAGAUAUUUCAAUUGGGAACUGUAUGAAACUUGGUGGGAAAAGCGAAAAAUGUGGAGUUCCCGAUGAUAAUCAUGGUGCAUUAGGUAACCUUUACCAAUCCGGCGGGUGGGUUAAAAUUGAUAAAGAUUUGAUGAUGGAUAACUCAUGGGUUAAAAGAAAGUUCUUCUCUUAUAAAAAGGUCAAAAAUGAGGCUUUAAGAGGUAGAAUACAGAAACCUGAAUCGGAAUUAGCCUCUGAAGAAAAAUCAAAGAGGGCUGCAAUUAAAAAUACAAAAUCAGACAAUGGUGAUCAUCGCGUUUUAGUUGAUAUCGCUAUAUCUAAUCCUUUAAAAGAUUCUAAAUUUGAGGGUAAUGAAAAAUUGCAGAUCCCUGAAGCUGUUUUAAAAGACUUUCAUUCAAAUAGAGUCUUCAAUGAUAAUGAUCACGAAUCUUUAGUUGCAGCUCAGGCUAUGAAACAAAAGGGAGAAAAAACUGAAGCUUUGACCGUGGAUAAAGAUAAAUCAGCUAGUAAGAAAAUUAAUGAACUUAAUAUAAAAUUAGAACAAGAACAAAAAGAAGAAGAAAAAUCCAAAAACAUCAAAGAAUCUCAAGAAAAAGCAGAUAAAGCAAAUACACCUCCUCAAAAACAAGAAGGAGAUGUUUCUGCUGAUUUUGAAGAAGAAGUGUCGAAAAAUGUUCCUCCUAAAAACGAAGAAGUUGUCGAAUAUAAAGAAGCAGAAGGUGCAGAAAAUGAUUCUGGAAAAGCAAAUGAUAAGAAAGAGAAAAGAAAAAUGGAAUCUAGUAGAUUUGAUUUGGAUAUUCUGUACACUAUCCCCACCAAAGAGCAAUUGAAUGAAAAAGGCUGGUAUUAUAAGUCAAAUGGUAUUUGGGUAAAAUAUGGUCUGAGCUCUAAUAAAAACGUUAUAACCGGGUUUGAUAUAUUAUUCGGGGAUGACUGUGUAGAGCCCAGACCAAAUUGGAAACUCAUUAAAACUCCUAUACUUGACAUUGGUGGUGUCUCCGGUUUAGAGGCAUAUGUAACCGUAAGAAAAGGUCCCAGAAUUGACUAUAAAAAGAAGGAAUAUCAACCCACUCUUAAAAUUAAUCCUGAUGGAAAGUUUAAAAUCUUACAAGUUGCUGACUUACAUUUUUCUACUGGUGUUGGUAAAUGCCUUGACCCGGUUCCAGCAGAAUCUAAAAAAGGUUGUAAAGCUGAUCCAAGAACCUUGGAAUUUCUCGAAAAAGUUUUGGAUAUAGAGAAACCCGAUCUUGUUGUCUUGACUGGUGAUCAAAUCUUUGGUCAAGCCUCCCCUGAUGCUGAGACUUCUAUUUUCAAGGCUUUAAACCCUUUCAUCAAAAGAAAGAUCCCUUUCGCAGUCACUUUAGGUAACCAUGACGAUGAAGGGUCUUUGAUCAGGGCUGAAGUCAUGAGUCUAUCAUCAAAUUUACCAUUUUCUUUUGCAAGUUUAGGACCUGAAGAAGUUGCCGGUGUCGGAAAUUAUGUUUUGACCGUUCAAGGUCCAAAAUCUAAAAACCCUGCAUUAUCUUUAUAUUUCCUCGAUAGUCAUAGUUAUUCUCAAAACCCGAAAGUUACUCCAGGCUACGAUUGGUUGAAAGAAUCACAAUUGAAAUGGCUUGAACAACUGCAUAACAGUUUGAAAAAAGAUAUCAGCUCUUAUUCCCAUAUCCACUUAUCAAUGGGCUUCUUCCACAUUCCUUUACCUGAAUUUAGAAAACUUGAUCAACCAUACAUUGGUGAACAACGUGAAGGUAUUACUGCGCCAAGGUAUAAUACCGGUGCAAGAUCAAUAUUUGGUAGAAUCGGGGUGAGUGUUAUCAGUACUGGUCAUGAUCACUGUAAUGACUACUGUUUACAAGAUGUUGAAAAUAAGGAAUCUUCGAAUGAGAAUAAAAUGUGGCUUUGUUACGGUGGUGGUUCUGGUUUAGGUGGAUACGGUGGAUAUGGUGGAUACAUAAGAAGAAUGAGAACUUUUGAAAUUGAUACCAAUAAUGGUGAUAUAAAAUCAUGGAAAAGAGCUGAAAAUGAACCCGAAAAUGAUUUUGACCAACAGAUCUUAGUUUCCGGCGGUAAUGUGGUGAACUUUUAAUCAAAUUACUUCAUCUUCAAAAGAGUUUUAUAGAAUAUUUUGUCUUGAAC
Hyphopichia burtonii NRRL Y-1933 is the source of this 2352-nucleotide messenger RNA. Its product is annotated as phosphoprotein phosphatase. The transcript has a single exon. Gene Ontology annotation, cellular component: cytoplasm. Gene Ontology annotation, molecular function: phosphoprotein phosphatase activity. NCBI's taxonomy places the organism in Eukaryota, Fungi, Ascomycota, Pichiomycetes, Serinales, Debaryomycetaceae. The record is from RefSeq and is a predicted model, not a curated record. Bases 41 to 2302 code for a protein of 753 amino acids.